Acytostelium subglobosum LB1 is the source of this 774-nucleotide messenger RNA. RefSeq lists its product as hypothetical. NCBI's taxonomy places the organism in Eukaryota, Evosea, Eumycetozoa, Acytosteliales, Acytosteliaceae. The record is from RefSeq and is a predicted model, not a curated record. The coding region runs from base 1 to 774 and encodes 257 amino acids. The transcript has a single exon. Gene Ontology annotation, biological process: positive regulation of nitric oxide biosynthetic process; arginine metabolic process. Gene Ontology annotation, molecular function: amino acid binding; dimethylargininase activity.
AUGUCAUUUACACAAAUAGUAGCACGUACACCAUGCGAGAACAUGGUCAAUGGAUUGACAACAAGUUCACAUCUUGGAAAGCCAGACUUUCAGUUGGCACUUAAACAACAUGCUGCAUACUUGGAUACUUUGCGUCAAUGUGGUUGUCAAGUCACAUGUCUAGAGGCAGACAGUCGCUUCCCAGACUCAACAUUCGUAGAGGAUGUGGCAUUGUGUGUACCGGGUGGUCUCGUUGCCACUAUCUCAAGACCAGGUGCUCCCUCGCGUCUAGGUGAGGCCGAGUUGAUAGGUGACACACUGUCCAAACACUUUAAGAACAUCGAGCACAUCAAUGCUCCUGGUACAUUGGAGGCGGGCGAUGUUAUGAUGGCCGGCACACACUACUUCAUUGGCCUGUCUGCACGUACAAACAGAGACGGUGCCAACCAGCUCAUUGCCAUUCUCCAACGCUACGGACUCACCGGAGAGAUUGUCGAGGUGCCCGAUGCACUACACCUAAAGACCAGUGUCUCAUACUUGGAGAACAACACAAUGAUUGGAUGGAAGGAGUUCAAGUCAAUGCCUCAAUUUGCCAAGUACACAUUCAUCGAGGUCGAUCAAGACGAACUCUACUGCGCCAACAGCAUCCAUGUCAAUGGCAAGAUACUCAUGCCCCUUGGCAACCCCAAGACCAAGGCCAAGCUUGAGCAGGCCGGCUUCCAAGUUCUAGAGGUCGAUUCCUCCGAGUUUAGAAAGAUUGAUGGAGGUCUCAGUUGUCUAUCAUUGAGGUUCUAG